Molecule: messenger RNA, 621 nt
Organism: Adineta ricciae
Lineage: Eukaryota; Metazoa; Rotifera; Eurotatoria; Adinetida; Adinetidae
Source: the annotation of a GenBank genome assembly
AUGAAGUCUAAAGAUAUACGAAAAGUAGUACUGCGACUGACUCAUGACGGUAUGUCAUCGCUACAAAUUGCUAAACAACUACGAAAAGUGGUCAGUGAGCGAACAGUCAGACGAUGGCAACAUAUGUAUAGAAGCACCGUUACAAUUGAUUUGAAAACACCUGCUGGUAGACCCAGAAUUAUACGAACAAAAAGUCUUAUUCGAAAAGUCAAGAAUAGGUUUAUUUACAAAGGUCGACAAAGUGCAAGGAAAUUAGUUAAUUCACGUGGUAUUUCGAAGGGGACAAUUGGUCGCAUUAUUCAUGAGGAUCUUCAUUUACAUGCUUAUCGUGUUAUAGUUGAGUCAAAUCUAAAUGAUGAACAUAAACAACGAAGAGUAUCAAUUACAUAUUGGGUACGAAAGUUUUUAAGAAAAAAAGAUCGAGAAAAAAUCUUAUUUACUGAUGAAAAGUACUUCGAAUUAGGUGGCAUUUUCAAUCGCCAAAAUGACCGUGUUUAUGCUCCCUCUCGAUACUACGCUGAUGAACACAAAGGAACAAAGCCGACGGCCAAGUUUCCAAAAAAAACUUAUGGUAUGGCUUGCGGCAUCGAAAAAUGGUCUUUUACUUCCAAUUAUUUGUGA